Molecule: messenger RNA, 528 nt
Organism: Zingiber officinale
Lineage: Eukaryota; Viridiplantae; Streptophyta; Magnoliopsida; Zingiberales; Zingiberaceae
Product: protein ROOT HAIR DEFECTIVE 3-like
Exons: 5
Coding region: 69-527 (152 amino acids)
Biological process (GO): endoplasmic reticulum membrane fusion
Cellular component (GO): endoplasmic reticulum
Molecular function (GO): GTP binding; GTPase activity
Source: RefSeq, a predicted model, not a curated record
UUAGAUCACAAACCACAAAAGGCAUUUGGUUAGCAAAUUGUGUUGGGAUUGAACCAUGUACAAUUGAUAUGGCCUUAGAAGGCACUGAUGGACGAGAACGAGGAGAGGAUGAUACUGCCUUUGAGAAGCAGAGUGCUCUUUUUACUUUAGCAGUUUCUGAUAUAGUCCUAAUAAACAUGUGGUGCCAUGAUAUUGGUCGAGAACAAGUGGCAAACAAGCAUCUUUUAAAGACAGUCUUCCAGGUGAUGCUGAGACUGUUUAGUCCUCGUAAGACUACUCUACUGUUUGUUAUACGAGAUAAAACAAGAAUCUCCUGGUGCCUUAUCAAAGGGGUGGAAAGAUUGGACUUUUUGAUGGAGCUGGUAUGGGAAGACUGGAUUUAUUAUGGAAUUGAUGAUCAACAAUGUUGGAAGGUUGACAUGGAAGAAUCAGCAAGUGAGAAAGAGGAGUCCAAUGAAAUUCUACAAGUUGAAGAUUGUGAUGGGACUUGGGUUAACAAUAAUUACUUGCAAUCCUACAUGGCAUGAA